Messenger RNA from Paracoccidioides lutzii Pb01, 294 nucleotides. Its product is annotated as pre-mRNA branch site protein p14. The transcript is spliced from 3 exons. The coding region runs from base 1 to 294 and encodes 97 amino acids. Gene Ontology annotation, molecular function: RNA binding. The record is from RefSeq and is a predicted model, not a curated record.
AUGCAUUCGCGCGAUCUGGUGUAUCCAUACAUUGCUAUUACCAGGCGGAGAGUGUUUUUCUUGCCUCAAAUACGCCAGGGCAUCGCCACAAACUCCAAGGGUACCGCAUUCGUCGUCUACGAGGAUGUCAUCGAUGCAAAGCAGGCCUGUGAUAAAUUGAACGGCUUCAACUUCCAGAAUAGAUACCUUGUCGUCCUAUACCACCAACCAGAGAAAAUGGCCAGAUCGAAAGAAGAUCUGGCCGCACGACAAGAAAACCUAGAACGACUUAAGCAGCAACACGGCAUCGAUUGA